AUUAUCUCAAACUGUGACAUUUCUAUUAAGGUAAAAUAAUAAAAUUCGCAUAAUUAUGAUAUCUAAUGAAAUGUCCUAACACCCCUUUUAAAUUUGGCAGUUGGUUUACGGGACACCCUGCAUAGUAGAACUUAUCAUUCUAAAUUUUCCUGUUUGCUUGGGUAGCUACAAUUUUUCACAUUUAAUUGUAACAUAUUCAGCAUAAUUACAACCACACUAUGAAAUAAUGUUUAUCAUUUUUGACGGAUCAAAUACCAAUUACCUAUUAACUAAGAAUUAAGUCAUUCACCUGCUGACUCUAUAAAAUUACCAACAUUUCGUCAGUGAUUUGUGUGAGUUUAUACGCGACGCAUAAUGAAUGCAGUGAUCGUUUUAGUGUUAUUUGCAAGCUUGACAAUUGUCCGAGGCUACGAUGUUGACAACCCGCCCAUCGUCUGCUCCAACAGCAGUAACUGUACUUAUUAUCAAGAUAAAUCUUCGUCAGACACAUUCUACUACUAUGUGAAUGGAUCUCAAAUACAAAUCAAAUACGUCUCAAUGACAGAGUUUUCUCUGCGGUGCACGAAAAACAUAUCACUUUCAUCAUACGAUAAGUUUCCCGUCCUGAAAGAACCGGAUGAUAUAAAAACGGUUAUUUUUUGCAAUUGCAAUGCUCCUGACAAGAAUACGUCAUAUUAUGAUAUAUUAAAACUAUGGAAUAUCACUCUGACGAAGACACUAUUUCUUAAUCAGCAGCCAGCAUUUACAUUACAUGAACGUCAUCUGCGCGAUUUACAAAUUCACGAACUCAAAAUUGUGGCUGAAGACCAUGAAACCCCACUGCGUUCUUCAAAAGAUUUUCUUAGCGGUGUUACAGAAUUACGCUUCUUAGAACUUCGUAAUGUCAUUCUGGAUGUGCAAGCAUUUAUGCAGUUUCCUGUUAAGCUAGAUAACCUAAAACUAAUUCACGCGCAGGUGCCAGCUGCGGUCAGCAAGUUAAGGAACGGCAGUACUUGGUUGGAGCGUUUGCACUCAUUAAACAAACUGUUCAUUCAAGAGAGGUACAUUGCAGCCGAACCUUUAACUCUACCUAAAUUGAAAUCCUUGCAAAACUUGACAAGCCUAAUUUUAAUAAACGUACCGCAAAAUUCAAGCAGUUUGAAAGGGGCGCUUAAUGGCUCUUCUAUUAAAAGUCUUGAACUUCAGAAUUGUGGGUUGAACAUGAAUAAUCUAUCACACAAUAUGUUCGAGGGAGCUAAUCUUACCAGUCUUGUUAUAAAACACCAUAAACUUACUGUGUCAAGAGGCGUGUUUUCGCCGCUGCAGUGGCUGACCAUGCUGGACUUAUCAGCAAACGGCAUAGACGGUGGUACACUUGUAGAUGCAGUAUCUUCGCUACCACAUCUGCAUACGCUUGUGGCCAAUAAUAACCCCCUGGGCUCGCUGUGUGGAGAUGCUGAUGUAAUUUCUGCAGAACCAAAGUGGCCAAACUCAUUGAAUCGCUUGGAAUUGGCCAACACGAAUGCAACUCGAAUUUGCCCAGGCUGGGUCGAAAACGACGAGUUGAUGCAUAUUGACCUCACCGAUAACAACAUUGGUGACCUUACUUACGACGAUCUGAUUAUGAAAAGAGCUGUUAAGGAGCCUGUGGUGAUAAAACUGUCCAACAAUCCCAAUUUAGGCAUUAUCGAAAUAUCGAGCACCGAUAACUUACAGUGCCAUAACGACUCUGCUGUAGAAAACACAAACAAUCGAACGCGAGUAAAGGUCGCCGUAAUCAUGGAAACUAUCAAAAUGAGGUGUGAUCGUGGAGGUUACUUGCUGCAAAAAGCUCUUCUAGACUGUCCACUGUGGCUGGCGCACGUCGGUGGCAAGCCCGAUACCGAACGUUUAUGUCCAUACAACGAUGAAUGCUUACAAGAAUGUACAUGUUCCAAACGGCCGCGCGACAACGCAACAGUUGUGGAAUGUCGCAAGGAAUUACCACCGUCUCCGCGCUGGCCACCCUCGAGUCGACAGUACCCGCUUGUGCUCUACGCAGCGCCCGGUACGCUGGAUACCGUGCCGGCCAACAUAACGCUACUGGAGUUACACGCACCCAAUAACAGCAUUAGCAGACUUGACGUCUGGGAUAUAGCUGAUACUCUUGUCGAAUUGGAUGUAAGCUAUAACAAGAUUCGCCUUAUCUCGAAGGAUGCUGCUCUGAAGCUGGUUGAUGAAGGAACAAACCGCUCGUUGAAACUCGAAGGCAACAGCCUUGGUUGUUCCUGCUCCGACGAGGUAGCUUUGGAGCUUCUAGGGAAAAGUAAAGCGGUGAUUGAUUGGAAUGAAACAUUGUGCGCUGAUAAUAUUCACGUAAUUGAAAAAAUUAAAAGUGGGUUGUGUUUUCUGGAAGUUUUAUCUCUAGCACUGAGCUUGGCAUGUCUACUACUAAUUUUGCUAGCAGUUGGACUCGUGUUCCACUUUUGCAAACUACAAAUAAGACAAGUUCUUUUCAAAUUCAACUGUUGCCGUCGCUAUAUCUUUAGAGUCCAUAAUGACGAUGAAAAGAAAAUAGAUGUUUUCUUGUCAUUUUGUCACGAAAAUCUAGCGCAAAUGAAUUUGAUAAAAAAUUAUCUCGAGAAAAAAGGAUAUUCUACUAUAGAACAUAAUCGUGAUUUUGAACCAGGCGAUCCUAUACUUAGUCAAAUCGAGGAUUCAGUGCAGCGAGCGCGUCGAACUCUAGUGAUUGUUUCAGAUCAUUUUGUGACGUCUAAGUGGAUGGAACAUGAAUUCCGUUUCGCACAUGAACACGCGUUGAAGUAUCAAACGUCUAAAGUGAUAGUAGUCUUAUACAACUUGAGUAAAGAAACAAUGGAAAUACUGCCCUCUAAUUUGAGAUACUACAUUAAACACCACACAUACAUUAAUUGGCAUGAUGAGAAUUUUUUGGCAAACUUGUCUAAAUCCCUUGGACCUCGUGGACCAUGACAUGUAGUAGCCAUUAUAAUUAAGUAACAAAUAAAUUAAAAUAAUGGAAUAUGAUAGUUUGUAAUGAACUUCUAGUCAAUUAAAGCCAUACUGCCCUUCUAAUACAGGUUAAUAAGGUAGCAGUUGAUAAUUACUUUUUCAAUGCUUGUGAUACUGAAAAUUAAGAUUUAAAACUUUUUCAGAUGUUUCUAUUGCUCUUCACAGCCAACGUCACAAUAAUAAUAAACAGCUUACAUAUUAGCGUAUCGCAGUUUUAGCGCUUUCGAACGAUUACAGUUCGUUACAACCAAAUUUUAUAAUACCAUGUUGUUCGAAUGUCGCAAUAUUAAAACGGAUUAGUGGUAAAAUGUCUAAAAUUACAAAAAUACCAAAUUUCAGUACAUCAAAAUGCCAAAAUGACAUUGGCCUAUAUCCGAUAUCCAAUAUCCGAAAUGUAUUAGUUUCAUAAUAACCAAAAUUCAAAAUUACACUCCUCGCACUGUGUUUUAUUAUGAACUUUAGUAUUCAUUUAGUUAAUUAAUGCUAACUAUUUAAGAAACACUGUAAAAAUACGGUUUCCAUGGAUACUUCAUUUUAUACAUUUUGAGAAAGUGAAGUUUUGGUUUUAGGUUAAUUUGACUUUUAGUCAAUUUGGGAAUACGGUCAUUUGAGAAGUAAGUUUAAGUCAUUUCAAGUUUUAGACAUUAUGGGACUAAUCUGUUUUUGCAUUGCGACGUUUUAGGAAUAAGUUACCAAUUAUAAAAUUUGGUUGUAACGAACCGUAAUCCUCUAAUAAUAUGUACAAAAUACCGAUACAGAGUUAGAGCUACGAUACGCUUACGAAGGGUAUAUAAGCGAUUGUGACGUUAGACAUACACAUUGUGGAAAUACCACGAAUAUAUACUCGUAUUAUAGGCAGUUUUGGGCGACCGAUAUCUCAGAAUAUUAUUUUAGGUAAGGUACAGCGGGACAAAUCUCGACUGGGGGGCAAUUGUAACUAAUCUAUUUUUCCAUUGUUACACUAUGAUGUUGAGUUCUACAUGUAUCCACUGAAUACGCCUACCAUAAUUAUGUAACCGGUGAACACUAUUUAAUUGUAAAACAUGGAAAAAAUGGACGGGUUACAUUAACCCCCCGGUCGAGAUUUGCCCCGCUGUACCUUAUAACAUAUUUUGUAACUUUCAUUAUAAAUAGAAAUAUCAUCUAAGUAUAUUUAAGCACGUCUUGUUUUAUGUACCUGUAAUUUUUAAUGUGUUAAUUAUUUUAUAGAGAAGUUUUUGAAACGAUGUUUAAAUGUUAAGUCUAAUUAUUUCUAUUAAAUAUUUUAAACAUUA
Molecule: messenger RNA, 4262 nt
Organism: Leguminivora glycinivorella
Lineage: Eukaryota; Metazoa; Arthropoda; Insecta; Lepidoptera; Tortricidae
Product: protein toll-like
Exons: 9
Coding region: 355-2949 (864 amino acids)
Biological process (GO): toll-like receptor signaling pathway; immune response
Cellular component (GO): membrane; extracellular matrix
Molecular function (GO): transmembrane signaling receptor activity
Source: RefSeq, a predicted model, not a curated record